Molecule: messenger RNA, 3854 nt
Organism: Aplysia californica (California sea hare)
Lineage: Eukaryota; Metazoa; Mollusca; Gastropoda; Aplysiida; Aplysiidae
Product: GTP-binding protein Rit2
Exons: 6
Coding region: 24-896 (290 amino acids)
Cellular component (GO): plasma membrane
Molecular function (GO): calcium channel regulator activity; GTP binding; GTPase activity
Source: RefSeq, a predicted model, not a curated record
UCCCUUUUCUAGAACCUUUCUAUAUGCCGGAGGUGGGAGGCCUCCAUAGAGUCCGAAGCUUUAAGACAACAUCCAAAGGUCUCAUCAACCAUGGAGACUCCUUCAAAAAGUCCACAAACAGCCUUAUGUCCGCUGGCAGCGCCACCUCUAUCCCUGACGGUGCCAAGAUGUCCCCCCGGAGAGCUAGUUACGUGUCGGACGACAGCGCCUCGGACAGUCAUGACUCCAAGAGCAACCUACAGGUUUACAGGGUACUGAUGAUGGGUGCCCCGGGUGUAGGAAAAACGGCGCUCACAAGACAAUUUAUGACGUCAGAAUACAAAGGAACUUAUGCAGAGUCUAAUACUCCUGAAAUUGGAGAGCCAGAGAGAAAUGUGAACGUUCAGUUGGACGGAGAAGAGUCCGUGCUUCACUUCCUAGACGAAGAGCAGCACCCAGAUUUCGAGGCGGAGGAGAUCCCCAUCGACGCCUAUGUUGUUGUGUUCUCUGUCUCGGACACACAGUCCUACAACCAGGCCGUCAAAAGCCUGAAGACCUUGAGGGAAGUCCACGGAACCAACAAGGCUGUCAUCCUAGUGGGGAACAAGAUCGACAUAGCCAGGGGAAGACGGGUCACAAAACACGACGCGAUGCGAGUCGCCAAAAAGUACAACUGUCGCUACACAGAGACGUCCGUCGCUCUCAACCACCACGUAGAUGAACUGUUGGUCGGAAUCUUGAGCCAAAUCAGGGAACAGAUCAACCCGCCAGCCGCUGCGGCUUUAGCCCCACCCAAAGAGGCGGCACAUAGGUCAAGGUCAAAGUCACCAGGGAGAGCUAUUACCGAUUUCUUCUCCAAAAUAUUUGGUCAAAAUGACAAGAAAGCCAAAUCGUGUGAAACAUUAUUUGUGCAGUAAGAAGGGAACUUGUUCAUGAUCUAUUGUGUUGUGAUGUUUGAUUUAUGUUAUCAAGAGUCAAGCGGCGAAGCUGAAAAAUCAAGGUCAAAGGGGGUUUACUUGUGUUGGUUUGUACAUUGUACUUCGUAUCUCGCUGAUGAACCCAUCUUAACAGUUACUGCUGGAAUGCAAGCUCAUGAAGUGAAACUUAGCAAUACAAUGUUGUGUGUACAAUUUACAGCAUUACUGAAUGGAGGAGAAUGUUGUUGUUCGUGUGUGCCCACAAUGACUGUGUGACUGAACUUUGCAUAAAACUGGUUGAAGUAAAAAAUAUUUACAGACGAGCUCUACUGUGUCUCCUGAUCAUUGUGGAACAAAGCGUAAAAAUAUUAUAUAGUCCCCGAAAAGUCCACGGUAUAUCUAUUUACGUGUAAUAAAUCUGUUGUAUUUGUACAUUUUGCCAUGCUUUUUCACCCAAGCUGCUACUGUUGAUGAUUUAGAAGAGUUGAAGAGCGUAGCGUACAGAAGGUAUGCGGUGACAUACUGUAGUUUGUGGUUCGUGUGCCGAUCAUUUCUGUUACGUGUUUUGUGAAGGGAUGCAUCAAACACCUGCGUAUAUUAACUCUCAUAACAGCGCUGUCACGUGUUUUUACCUCCAUAUGACGGGAAUAUCUCAUCACUAGUCACAGAACUCGACAAUAUUUUUCCUUGAUUUUUUGGGGACAUUCUUUAUUCGUGUGUUUUAUUCAGUUGUAUUGAGUAUUGAGAAUAUAGCCCAAUGAUCCCGACUGUAUGUCUCAGCUUCAAGCAUAUUAUUUUUAUUAUUGUAUGGUUUUGGUAAAAAGUCAUUUCUGGUCUUUUAGGACGCAGGAUCUCUACAAUUACAGCACCUCGAAGGAGAAUCCGACAAGGGAUACCAAGUGAGCCCUCAGCAGUCGAGUUCGUCCUGUAUGCUAAGGAAAGAGGAGGGGGUCGCAGAAAGGGUACAAAAUGUUCUAAAUGAUUAAGUCAGUAUUCAAUCAUGCAUGAUAAUGUGCAAGUAGCGCGUGAGGGGCUAAAGAAAUAUACAUGUUUUAACCUCUUUUUCUUUUCCCUCUACUCUGCCAGCAAGUCUACUGUGACUUCCAUGAUUUCUUGUUUUUGCAUCCCCCCCCCCCCCCCCCCCAGAUCAUCAGCGAUAAAUUCCUCUGGGUUUGUUUUUUUUCUUCUAACGAAUGGCGAUAAUGUUCCUCAUUAAUGUGUAGGCAUUAAAGAUGAAAGGGAAAUGUCUGCUUUAAAAUGCACAAAGUAUAUUUUUUCAUAUAUCUAAUGGUUUUUGAACCUGUAAAGUGUAAUGUCUUGUUUUAAAGAGGAAUAUUUAAUGAUCUUCAGGAAUACAAUCUGUAUUGUCAGUACCAUCAUUGAUUUUAUUAUUAUUUACCCUUUUCGGGGUUUUAAAAGUUAUUUAUUGCUGUUAUUUGUCACUUUUUGAAAACACGUUACCCUUUUGAAGCAUCGCCCUCUUAUUGUUAUGAGAAAGCAAUAUUAAAUAGCAAUCAUUUCUUUUUAAUUCAGUACUUGUCUUUUUGGAUCUCGUGUUUAGUUACUUGCGAGGCUAAAAUGCUGCGCCAGUUGAAGCAUUCUAAACCCUAACAAACGAAAGACUGACAUUUUAGUCAAGUUUUGAUGAAAAUUGACGUAUGAUUGUAAUUUAAUUGAUUUCAGAAUUAGAAUUUCUAGCUCUGGUAAGAUAAUAAUUGUCCAAAAGUUGUUCCUUUCCUUGAUUGUUGUGAAUAAGAAAAAAAAGGUGGGGGGGGGGGUAAUCUUUGUGUUUUCACUACAGGGGCUUAACUUCUUUAGUAAAUCAUAACAAAUAAUCAUGAUUAUAGUCUAUACCCCACAACUUGUAUGAGUGAUUGAAUCAAGUUUUGAAAAAAAAAUCUUCAACCAAGUAUGAACAUGUACAUCCCUCAAAUAUUACUAUAGCAGUUUGUUAAAAAUAUAGUCUUUGCAACUUUGUCAUAAAUGGACUCAGCUGUAUGGCGUUAUGAACGCAAUUCAGAUGUCCAGUAUAAAUGGCAGAUCGCAAAGAAUUGGUUUCUAUUAUUUAAAGGGGGAAGAUGAAAUAUUCAUGUGAGAAAGAUUACAAUUGAAGCCACUCGAACUAUCGCCAAUUUGUAAUUAGGUCUCUACCAAUUAUAAUAGCCGUUGUUUCUUUAAUUCAUGUAAUUAGUGUCAUGUUGAUUUUAUAUUCUUUGAAGUUACAAAUGAAACUACUAUUAAUGUUGCAUUCUUUUCUGUACAGGAGUUAAGAUUUCUUGCAAAGUAGUACAAUAAUUCAUUAUAAUCAGUAGAUGUCUACGAUUUUAUAUAAAAUUGCCAGUUUGCUGUUAGCAGUAAUAAUUUUAUUUUUGCUUUGAUUGUACUUUAUGCAUGUCCUUCUGAGGUGCCUACUUUUACUGAAUUGCCCUCCUAAAAAAAAGCUGAAAAAGUUGAACUGGUUUUGGUAUUUAAACACGAUUUCAUGAAAGUCUCAUCACUAUCCCUUCUACUGCAUUAUUAUUUGUAUGUAAUGAAUGAUGCUGAUAGAGAACGCCCUAGUGUGUGCAUCUUGUGAUUAGUGCCUUAGUUAAUAUUAAUGUGUCAUCAGUUGUUGUUGUUUUUCUUUAUGUUACCACUUUUUUCAACAAACUGUGGUCAUAUCUUUGUAAAUACUAUGUUGCAAGAUGUGUGUUUCAUAAGUAUCAUUGCUCUAUCUUAGUUUCUUUGUUUUUGUUUCAUUUUCAUGUUCUGUGGGAGCUGUUUUUUAUGGAUUAAGUUUGGUUCUUGUUUAUUGUUGGAAAUUAGGAAGAAUUGAGGAGAAAGGAAAGAAAAGAGAAGAUAGCUUUUGUAUGCUUUUCAAGACAUGUGUUACUGUUGCGAAAAUCAGAUAAAAAUGACUGAAAACGUGCAAAGAUUUUAGUACAUUUUACACAAUAAAGAUGUACCGAAUGUUUCAAA